AGUGACAGCCAGGCUGCUGUCCCUGCAGGAGCCAGGAGCCAACCUCCGCCCGCUCACACCCCAGUGGCAUUACCCAAAGGGCUUUCCAGAGCUCACAUCUUCCUAACUCUCUUUCCCCAGGAGGGACUGGAGCCCUGCAUCCAGCCGGGCUUUGCUGCGAGCUAAAAUAUAAUUAAGAAAGAAAGAAGUGAGAAGCACAGAAGAACAAGAUGUUGGUGCUGUCUAACGACACAGCCCUGAAUUCACUCCUCUCCAAGCUGCUUCAGGACUACCUGGAGCAGACAAAUAGCUCUGCAGCUUCCCAGGUCAGAAGUGCCAGCAACAACCUUGAAAUCAUCUACGUGCUACUGAUGAUCGGCCUCUUUGGCUUCUUCACUGUGGGAGUCAUGCUGACCAACAUCCGCGCCAGGAGGCUGGAGGACUCCCGCGACCCCUACAAUACCUACAUUGCCACAGACAUUUGGCACAAGAAGGACAGGGAGUAUUUUCAAGCCAAGCUCAUAGAAAGUUACAAGCUGUGCUGUGUCUUUGAAAACCAGCUGGCCGUGGAGCAGCCAACCAUGCAGAUUCCUGAGGCAAAGUCUUCCUAGCAAAAUGAGAGAAAGAAUUACACUUUGCACAGGGACAACCCGCCUGAUAC
This is a messenger RNA of Tyto alba (common barn owl), 640 nucleotides long. It is a transcript of the gene KCNE1, whose product is annotated as potassium voltage-gated channel subfamily E regulatory subunit 1. The transcript has 2 exons. NCBI's taxonomy places the organism in Eukaryota, Metazoa, Chordata, Aves, Strigiformes, Tytonidae. The record is from RefSeq and is a predicted model, not a curated record. Gene Ontology annotation, biological process: membrane repolarization during action potential; regulation of heart rate by cardiac conduction; potassium ion export across plasma membrane. Gene Ontology annotation, cellular component: membrane. The coding region runs from base 210 to 590 and encodes 126 amino acids. Gene Ontology annotation, molecular function: delayed rectifier potassium channel activity; voltage-gated potassium channel activity involved in ventricular cardiac muscle cell action potential repolarization; transmembrane transporter binding.